UCAUCGAGUAUCGACCCUAAGACGAACCCAUUUGUCAGUUUCAGAUCAAGUAUAUGUCAUCAUCACUCGGUAAUCAUUCAAUUCUAACUCGCCUCGAAAGUGAAUAAAAUGUUUCUAAAAAGUCAUGCAGAAAGGGGAAGGGUAUAACAAUAUUCGGAUAAGUAAAGAGAGACAAAGUUUGCUUAAAAAGUACGAUAUUCCUAUUGAGUUUCUGUCGUAUGAGCAUAUUGGCAAAUGCAAAAAGCCAAAGGAGCUCGAGCGGAUUGUUCGAAUUUUGCGAUCAGGGGAAGAGGGAGUGUAUCCGCAUCUUACAAGCUUCGCUGAGGAGCGGUUGACUCUCGUUAAGCCUGACAGCCAGAUACUACGGGUGGUGAAACCCAUCGUAUCCAAAAGUUUGCUCGACCCGCAGGAACGCAAAGAGCUUGAGACUGAUGUUGAUGAUUGGAUGCAAGAGAUGAGGCUUCGAGAGCGAGAUCUCGUUGACGAACGAAUGAGCGUUAGCGAGCAGCCGUUGCCCCAACCCUCCAUCAGGACGACAAUUCAGUCAAUACUUAAUAAGUCUACAGCUAAAAUGAAUAGUAAAACAGGAAAGCGAAUAAGUGCUUGUGAUUAUAUCGGUUGGAGCAAAUACGAUGCUGACACUGAGUUGAAUCGCAUGGAUUUAAUCGAAGAGCAAGAGAAAAUUGCAGCUAAAAGAUUUCAGGAACAGCAGAAGGUCAAUAGAUUGAAGUCAAGGAAGGAAACAAUUAUUGAAAAAUCUCUGUUAACGGGGACGGAGUUGAGCGUAAUGGCCAUGCAAGAACGAGAAAAAGGCAACGAAGCAUUUCGUGCUAAAGAUUACGAGGAGGCGUUACAGCUCUAUAAUACAAGCAUCGCCAUGAGUUGUGACAUUAAUGUUUACAAUAAUCGUGCCAUGACUCAUAUAAAAUUGAAGAAUUAUGAGAAAGCUAUAGACGAUUGUAAUUCAGUACUGGCUACGGAUUGCAUGAACUUGAAAGCCCUCCUUCGCCGAGGACAUGCUUAUGAACAUCUCCGCAAAAAUACGAAAGCCUUGAACGAUUAUGAUACUGUUUUAAGAAUAGAUCCGAUGAAUCAAAUUGCACUUUCCGCAAUUAAUAAAUUAAGGGCAUCUGAUAAAUUGAAGACAACAAGGUUAAUAAUUGAAGAAAUACAUGAAGACGAAAAUCAAUAA
This is a messenger RNA of Ceratosolen solmsi marchali, 1192 nucleotides long. RefSeq names its product Spag1 axonemal dynein assembly factor (gene Spag1). NCBI's taxonomy places the organism in Eukaryota, Metazoa, Arthropoda, Insecta, Hymenoptera, Agaonidae. The record is from RefSeq and is a predicted model, not a curated record. The transcript is spliced from 8 exons. Gene Ontology annotation, molecular function: heat shock protein binding. Gene Ontology annotation, cellular component: mitochondrion; cytosol. Bases 125 to 1192 code for a protein of 355 amino acids.